CUCUCAGUUGAAGCGCGCACAUUGAGUCGGCUUUUCUACUGCUUCGGCUAGGGUACCUUGUGACCAUGUCUUCCAAGAAGAAUAGAAAGCGGUUGAACCAAAGCGCGGAAAAUGGUUCGUCCUUGCCCUCUGCUGCUUCCUCUUGUGCGGAGGCACGGGCUCCUUCUGCUGGAUCAGACUUCGCGGCAACCUCCGGGACUCUGACGGUGACCAACUUAUUAGAAAAGGUAGAUGACAAAAUUCCUAAAACAUUCCAGAAUUCCCUUAUUCAUCUUGGACUCAACACUAUGAAGUCUGCAAAUAUAUGUAUAGGUCGACCAGUGUUGCUUACUAGUUUGAACGGAAAGCAAGAGGUGUAUACAGCCUGGCCUAUGGCAGGAUUUCCUGGAGGCAAGGUCGGCCUGAGUGAAAUGGCACAGAAAAAUGUGGGUGUGAGGCCUGGUGAUGCCAUCCAGGUCCAGCCUCUUGUGGGUGCUGUGCUACAGGCUGAGGAAAUGGAUGUGGCACUGAGUGACAAAGAUAUGGAAAUUAAUGAAGAAGAACUGACUGGUUGUAUCCUGAGAAAACUAGAUGGCAAGAUUGUUUUACCAGGCAACUUUCUGUAUUGUACAUUCUAUGGACGACCGUACAAGCUGCAAGUAUUGCGAGUGAAAGGGGCAGAUGGCAUGAUAUUGGGAGGGCCUCAGAGUGACUCUGACACUGAUGCCCAAAGAAUGGCCUUUGAACAGUCCAGCAUGGAAACCAGUAGCCUGGAGUUAUCCUUACAGCUAAGCCAGUUAGAUCUGGAGGAUACCCAGAUCCCAACAUCAAGAAGUACUCCUUAUAAACCAAUUGAUGACAGAAUUACAAAUAAAGCCAGUGAUGUUUUGCUGGAUGUUACACAGAGCCCUGGAGAUGGCAGUGGACUUAUGCUAGAGGAAGUCACAGGUCUUAAAUGUAAUUUUGAAUCUGCCAGAGAAGGAAAUGAGCAACUUACUGAAGAAGAGAGACUGCUAAAGUUCAGCAUAGGAGCAAAGUGCAAUACUGAUACUUUUUAUUUUAUUUCUUCAACAACAAGAGUCAAUUUUACAGAGAUUGAUAAAAAUUCAAAAGAGCAAGACAACCAAUUCAAAGUAACUUAUGACAUGAUAGGAGGAUUAAGUAGCCAGCUGAAAGCAAUUAGAGAAAUAAUUGAAUUGCCCCUCAAACAGCCUGAGCUUUUCAAGAGUUAUGGAAUUCCUGCCCCUAGAGGAGUGUUACUUUAUGGUCCUCCAGGUACUGGAAAAACAAUGAUCGCCAGGGCUGUUGCUAAUGAAGUUGGAGCCUAUGUUUCUGUAAUUAAUGGUCCUGAAAUUAUAAGCAAAUUCUAUGGUGAGACUGAAGCAAAGUUACGUCAGAUAUUUGCUGAAGCCACUCUACGACACCCAUCAAUUAUUUUUAUUGAUGAGCUGGAUGCACUUUGUCCGAAAAGAGAGGGGGCCCAGAAUGAAGUGGAAAAAAGAGUUGUGGCUUCACUCUUAACACUGAUGGAUGGCAUUGGUUCAGAAGUAAGUGAAGGACAAGUGUUGGUUCUUGGGGCCACAAAUCGCCCUCAUGCCUUGGAUGCUGCUCUCCGAAGACCUGGGCGAUUUGAUAAAGAGAUUGAGAUUGGAGUUCCCAAUGCUCAGGACCGGCUAGAUAUUCUCCAGAAACUGCUUCGAAGGGUACCCCAUUUGCUCACUGAGGCUGAGCUGCUGCAGCUGGCAAAUAGUGCUCAUGGAUACGUUGGAGCAGACUUGAAAGUCUUGUGUAAUGAAGCAGCUGGGACCAGAAUCCUAAAGGCGCAUAUGUAUGUCUCUGCCUUUGCCACGGGCCUCACCCAAACCCCUCAAGGUCUCUGUGCCUUGCGGAGAAUCCUGAAAAAACAGCCUAACCUCCCUGAUGUCAAGGUGGCUGGACUGGUGAAGAUUACUCUGAAGGAUUUCUUGCAGGCAAUGAAUGAUAUCAGACCCAGUGCCAUGAGGGAAAUAGCAAUUGAUGUCCCAAAUGUAUCCUGGUCAGAUAUAGGAGGACUGGAAAGUAUCAAACUGAAGUUGGAACAGGCUGUGGAAUGGCCCUUAAAACAUCCAGAGUCUUUCAUUCGAAUGGGUAUUCAGCCACCUAAAGGAGUUCUUCUCUAUGGGCCACCUGGGUGCUCUAAAACAAUGAUAGCAAAGGCUUUGGCCAAUGAGAGUGGACUGAAUUUUCUAGCUAUAAAGGGGCCUGAAUUAAUGAAUAAAUAUGUUGGUGAAUCUGAAAGAGCAGUUAGAGAGACCUUCCGAAAAGCAAGAGCAGUGGCGCCUUCCAUUAUUUUCUUUGAUGAACUGGAUGCCUUAGCAGUUGAAAGGGGCAGUUCUUUAGGUGCUGGGAAUGUAGCCGAUCGUGUUUUGGCUCAGCUCUUAACAGAAAUGGAUGGGAUUGAACAGCUAAAGGAUGUGACCAUUUUGGCAGCUACUAACCGUCCAGAUAGGAUAGACAAGGUAGAACUCCCUGUGGAACAUGAAUUUUUUUUAACUAUACUUUUGUUACUACUCAGAUGAUAUAUACUGUAUCAAAAGUGUAUGUCCUUGUCAAGUUCUCUAAAGUUUGUGAAAUACAAGAGAAUAUGCAGUAAAAUUUUAAGUCUGUUUCCUUUCCAGAUACUUUUUCUCUGAAGAACUACUGUGGAACAUUACUUAUAUUGUUUAAUAGUACUAUAAAGUUGUUUCCACACUUGUAUGAUUAGCACGUAAUGUUCAAACUGUGCCAUGAAUGUGCUGGUAGAAACAAAACAGUUUUAAGGACAAUUAAAACAACAACAUCCUGUUAUGAAGUAAAGACACAGUUUUUACCAUCUUUAUUGUCUGGAAGAAACUGUAGUAGGAAUAAAAGAGGCGACGAAGAGUUAAAGUACAUUUUAUGUUUUUAGGCUAAAACUGAUUAAAAAAAAAGAUCAUUGUAGGGUCAAAGAAAUUGAUAUAUAUAGUGUAAUUUUGGCUACAUUAAAUCCAGGCAUUUGGCCUUUUAAAUUAGCUAGCAUAUUUUACAAUCUUGUUGCCUCUUACCCCACAACCUCUAUGUUAUGAUGAUUUUAGGUUAGUAUGUUAAAACAAGGAGAAUUCCUGGACUGUCACAGGAGUGAAAUUGAUAUCAUUAUGUUACCCAUGUGUUGUGCAUAUUUAGUGUCUCUUUUUGACAGUAUUUCAGUUUCAUGUCUUCUGGGGAGACUAAAGCCAAAGUUUCUUGGGGAUUCUGGUGUUUUAGCAAAGACAGUGAGACACAUAGCUCAAGAACUGCGUUAUUUUACUCCUUGCUAUGUCACAUUUACAUGUCAGACUCAUUUGCUGUGAUGUAGCACACUAGGCUGGUGAAAUAAUUGCUUGUGAUGUCCCUAAGUCCCCGAGGCUUUUUUCUACCUCCUGCUUAGAUAGUGAAGAGAAGUUGAAGUUGAGUCCUCUAGUGUUCAUUUUGCGUAAGAGUGAUAGGAUGCGGUAGGACAGAUGAAGAUUAAUGAGAUUGUGUGAUAUCAAGUAGGCUCAUUGUCUUUAGAUUGAUUGCUGAUGGUCUGGAUUUGCUUAGCAUCAGGAGAGUUUAGAAACAAACAACUAAUUUAUUAAUGAUGCCCAAAUAAUAGUUAAAUGCCCAAACUUUUGGAAUUUAUGUUGUUCAUUGUUAACAACUGCUGUGUGGCCCCUUUAGAAGUGUCCAGUCCAUGACAUUUUAUACAUUUGUGUUGAAUCUUAAGGAAAACAUGAUCAUGUCUUCUUUCUCGGGUGAUAAGCAUGCCUCAAAAUAGUUUUAAUUCUGUGAAUAUCUUUGAAUUCAGUUUAUUUGGGUACUUUUAGUACGGAUACCUACUAUAUAACAAGCUCCUAAUAAGAACUAUUAAAUUAUAAGCAUUAUCCCUAGCGUAUAAACCUAGUUUUCUUGUAGUAGGAAAUUUGAAGGACUUCAAAAAUUUUACUUUAAGCCAUCUAUGGAAAAGAUUGCCCAAUUGAGAAAAAUUGUGAAAGAUAUGUAGAAGUCUUAAAUAAUUUUGGUUUCAGGAUUAUUUUCUAUUGUUGUGUUAGACUCAUGGAGGUAGUAAAUUGGCAUUAAUUUUCCUUACAGUUUUUCUGGAAGAGGAAAUGUGCUUAAUGAGCUAAAUAAGACAUAACAUUUUGUUUUCUUACAUUGUUGCAAAUUGAAGUUGGGUUUUGUUGUUUGUUUGUUUUGAGAUGCAGGUCUGGCUGUUUUGCCAGGCUGAAGUGCAGUGUCUAUUCACAGAUCAUUAAGUUGUGCAGCCUUAAACCUUUGGACUCAAGCAAUCUCCUGCCUCAGCCUCCCAAGUAGCUAAGAUUAUAGGUGUGCACCACAGCAUCCAGCUUAAAAUUUAGUUUUCUAGAAAGUUUUAUGACAUGGGGAAAAGUUAAUUAACAAUAUUUAGGAAUGUCCACAAAUAAAAAGCUAAAUAUACGUAUCUUUCGAUAUUCAAAUGACUAGUAUUCCAAAAAUACCCUCAGAAGAAAGGCUACAAAUGUUUCUUCAUUCUCCAUUUUUCCUAGUUAUAACUAUUGCUCUUCUAAUAUUACUCUUCUUAGCUAAGUCAGAACUAAAAAAAAAAAGCUGCAAGGACUAAUUGACAUUAAUAGUUCAAAUGAAUCAUAAUUCUUUACUUUCCCAAAAGUAUUUAAGGAAUGGAUGCCUAUUAAUCUUUCACAUUGUUUAUCAAAAUGAUGUGAAUAGUCUUUGGUGAGCCAUAUUAAGAUUAAAGCUGGAAAGCGUCCUGUACGGUUGUUUUCCAAUUUCAGCUUUGCCAUCUUUACACAAGACUCUCAUAAGUGUUUUUGUUAUUGUUGCUGGAUUCUUCUUUUGUUUGUUUUUAAAACUCCAGGUGUUUUAACUUCUAUGACAGUUAUUAUUCUUAUCUUCUAUGGCAGCCCCUUCCAAGUUUUGGCUUUGGGGAUAGAGAAUUGGGAGAGAUCAGAGAAGAGAGACUGGUGAGAGGUUGUAUGCAUAUGUGGGUCUUACUUCAUUUCGAUGUUCAUAAGAUAAAGACGCUUUAUCUCAAGGGUUGGCAGACCAUGGCCUUUAGGCCAAACGUGACCCACCAACUGGUUUUGCAUAUCCCAUUGUCUAAGAAUAGUGUUUACAUAUUUAAAUGAUUAGGAAAAUACUUUAAAAGUGGUUUUUUGUGACAUAUGAAAAUUAUAUGAAAUUCAGCUUUCAGUCCUCAUAAAUAAAGCUUUAUUAGAACACAUCCACACUAAUUUGAUUAUGUUUUGUCUGUUACUCCUUUUGCACUACUGUAGUAGAGUAGUUACAGUACAGACUUAUGGCCUAUAAAGCCUAAAUUAUAUACUCUAGACCUUUGCAGAAAAAGUUUCCUGACUCUUGAUUUGUCCUUGUAAGUUUUUAGAAGAUUAGUAGCCUUUAAUGUCUGUUGUUCAUAUAUGAACCUCACGUUUUUGUUUCUUUUUAAAAAAGAUUAUUUUAAUUGACAUAAAAAUUGUAUCUGUUUAUAGAGUACAACAUGUUGUUUUGAUAAUUGUGUAUUCAUUGUGGAAUGGCUAGAUCAAGCUAUUUAACAUGUGCAUUACUUCACAUACUUCUUAUUUUUUUGUGAUGAGGACACUUAAAACCAACUCUCUUAGUAAUUUUUAAGUAUACAAUAUAUUGUUAACGAUAGUCACCCUACAGUACAAUAGACCUCUUGAACUUAUUUCUCCUGUUUAACUGAAGGUUUGUAUCCUUUGACCAAUAUCUUCCCAACUCCCUUAGACCUCCAGGCCCUGAUAACCACCAUUCUACUUUCUGCUUUUGUGAGUUCAACUUUUUAAGACUCCACAUAUAAGCAAGAUCAUGCACUAUUUGCCUUUCUUUGUCUGGCUUAUUUCACUUAGCAUAAUGUCCUCCAGGUUGAUCCAUAUUGUCACAAAUGACAGGAUUUCCUUUUAAUAAAGGUUGAAUAGGAUUACCUUCUGUAUACAUACCACAUUUUCUUUAUCCGCUUAUUCUUCGAUGCAUACUUAGGUUGAUUCCAUGACUUGGAUAUUGUGAAUAAUGCUGCAGUGAACAUGGAGUGCAGAUGUCUCUUGGACAUACUGAUUUCAUUUCCUUUGGAUAUAUACUCAAUAGUGGAAUUGCUGGAUCAUAAGAUAGUUUUAUUUUAAAUUUUUUAGGAACUUCCACACUAUUUUCUCUAAUAUCUGAAGUAAUUUAUGUUCCUACCAACAGUGUACAAGGGGUCUCUUUUCUCCACAUCCUCACCAACAUUUAUCUUUCAUGUUUUUGACAAUAGCUAUUCUAACAGGUAUGAAAUGGUAUCUCAUUGUGGUUUUCAUUGGCAUUUCUCUGAUGAUUAGUGAUGUUGAGCACUUAAAAAAUAUACCUGUUGGCUAUUUGUAUGUCUUCUGAGAAAUGUCUAUUCAGGUCUUUUGCCCAUUUUUUAAUCAGGUCAUUUGUUGCUGUUGAGUUCCUUAUAAAUUUUGGUAUUUUAGAUUUUAACACCUUAUCAGGUUUGGUUUACAAACAUAUUCUCUCAUUUUAUAGGUUGUCUCUUCACUAUGUUGAAUGUUUCCUUUGCUGUGCAGAGGCUUUUUAGCUUCAUGUAAUCCCAUUAGUCUAUUUUUUCUUUUGUUGUCUGUGCUUUUGAGGUCAUGUUCAAAAAAUUAUUGUCCAGGCCAGUGUCAUGGAACAUUUUCCCUAUAACUUCUUUCAGUAGUUUUUCAGUUUUAGCUCUUUAUUCGUCUUUAAUUCAUUUUGAGUUGAAUGAGCCACAGAGUUUUUUUUUUUAAAGAUUGUUUAAAAUGUUUAACACGUACGUUUUCUGAAGAUACAUUAUAAGUCGUAUUUGAGUAAAAAAUAUAAUACUGAACUUAAAUAAUAGUAGGGAGGCUGAAUUAACUUAUUUCAAGCAUACACCAUCCCCUCUUGAAAGCUCUCUUAAUCUUUAAUUUUUUAAAAUACAUUUUCUUCCACUAAAUACUUAUUUUUUCCAACUGACUCCCGAAAACUCAUAAAUCUACAAUUGUUAUUACAUGAGUAAUGUAAAUAUUUAUUCAUGCCACCUGAAUCUUAAAGUUCCAUUGGUUAUUAGCUUUUUGUAGUUAUGAGUUGUAUGCCCUUUUUAGUAUUUAGCAACAUUGGGAUUUUCAGGCUUAGAUUUCUAAAUUUUGAAAGAUUCUGUGUUUAGAUAUAUUUGUUUAGUAAAUAAUAUUUGAUGUUGUCAACGUGAAUUGAAGUAUGUUUAAUAUUAGAGAAAGUAAUACCAUAAUAAAAUACAUGUUGCUGUCAAUACCCAAGGUCUAAAAGAAAUUUGGUUUUUCAAGACUGGAGAGGACAUAGAAGGCUCCAUGGUCUAGAUGACCCAUCUGAUACACUGACACCUGUUGUAAAAUCCCAACCCAUCAUUUCUUCAUCCUUUGCUUAUUCACCCACACUGAUGGGGAACUAUUAAUUCACGAAAUAGACCAUUUCAUUUUUGUGUCAGACUAUUAAGAAGUUCUUUAAUCCGAUGAACAAGCAGCUGUUUGUCUCCCUAAACCCUCUAUACCUCUACCUGAUUUUAUUCCAAAGUCUGUAAAGAACAGUUUUUAAUCCUUCUUCUAUAUGGUGUUCCUUUAUUUUUUAAAACUGUUAGUUAUCUUGUCUUUACACUUUAUCUCACUAACCAGUCUUUUGUUUUUCAGGCUUGACAUUUUGGAUUAUUUCAUAUGCCAUUGUUUUUCCGUCUAAAGCAUUCUCAUCUUUUUCUUGUGAACUAUUUGUCCUUUUUGCUCUGAAGUUGUAACAUCCACCAACAAAUAUAUAUUGAUUGGUUGUGUUCUAUCAGUACACAACUUAGUGAGACUCCUGCUGCCUCUACCCUGAAUACCUUGCUUCUCCUAAUGCAUUCCAGGAUUUUGUUAGCUUUGUUGUCAGCUGCACAUUGAGAUUGCUAUUGAAUAAAGUCAUCAGGAACAACAACAAAGGUGAAAAGCCCAGGUCUUUCUUCAAAGUCUGCUAAAUAAUAGUUUUCACGCCUUGGGCUUGUGCAGUUAAUUUGAUUUAAGUUUCAGCAACUGAGGCACAAUAUAUACCAGAUAUAGAAGUUAUCCUCCAAAAUUAGCUCCUCUAAGUUUCUCCUACUUUUCACAUGAUUCCCAGAUAUUCUUUUCUUUAAGUCCAAGUGAUUUCCCAAUUAUUUCCAUGGCUAUGGCUACAAAGGCUUUAGGCCAUAGGAAUAGAGGAAUUUAUUCUUACUAAAUUCAUCUUAUUAGAUUUGAUUAAUCUUCCCAACUUGUCAACUGUGGGAUCUUGUUUCUGUCAUUCUCUAUGUAUUUCUUUAUUCAUUGAUAGCAAAGGCACUAUAUAUCUUAAAUACCAAGAAGAAUUUAUAUAGCUUUCUUUUUGAAAAAUUGUUUAAAGUAUCUAGUUCAAGAUCCCCAAUCUAGGUGAACUUCAUGGAACAUUUAAUUGACAUGGAGAUAAUUAGGGGAUGUUCUGAAGAGUUACCAAAGAGAACUCCUAAAGAGAAACUAGAUGGUUGAGAUUAUUUAUGGAGGAAGAACAGAUGAAAGUAAAAUUCUGCUAUUAAGAAUACUAUCUGGGUAAAGAAAUGCUUUCUGCUUUCUUUGGUGGAAAUAGAUAAGAGUGAGCAGACUUAUAUUCAUUCAUUGAAAUUCAGAUAAAUUCAUAACCAAAGUUUUAUUAUAUAUAUACUGAUAAGGUGAAGAGUUCAACACUAAUCUAGUUUGAACUCCAUAGAUAUUUAAAACCAGCUAUUUUAAUUUCUUUUAGCUUUAAGACAAUGCUGAAAUAUGUACUUAAUUUUCUGAAUACUUUGCUCUUUAUAGUUGCCGUUUCAUGAAUUUGUGAUAUUAGACUUAUUGUAUGAGGAGUUUUGUAUUUUUCUUCUUUGAACUUUUUGCUUAUAGUGCUUUGGGCACAGACCUUCCCAAACCUUAGUAUUUCUGGAUGAAUUUUUUGAGAGUGCACAACAUUGGAAAGGAGCUUUUGCAUAAUGCCAGCAAUGUAGCUGAGGAAAUGGGUCUGGAGGAAAAUGAGAUUUGACACCUGUAACAGAGGAUAAAUAUGAUAGGGGCCAGAGUGCCUUAUACAGAGUGUGAUAGGAAAGCUCAAAACUAACAGAAACAAGCAAUGGAAGAGUAAAGGCAGACAGAUGGUUGCAGAGAUCUUAGUUUCUGAUGCUAGCUGUGUUAUUAACAGACUGUGUAUUAUUUGAAAUAAUUUAUCCUCACUGAGCAUCUGUUUCUGUACCUGUGAAAAAUGUACUAGAUAAUCUUUGAUAUAUCAUUCAAGCUCUACAAUUAUCUUCUUUUGUGACACAGAGACAGACAAGAAUAGAGAUUAUCAAUGUUAUAUAAAAGGAUGUUACUUACCAAACAAGUUUCUGAGGUUUUUGUUUUUUGUUUUCUGUUUUGUUUCUUUUUAGGUACCACCUUCCCAGACUUUCUUGUUACUGUAACGUUUAUUUCUUCAAACAGAUCAUAAAGCAAGCAGAUAUUAUCCAGGUGUGCAAAAGUGAUUAACCAUGUGAUUUUCAGAAAAAAAAAAAAAAAAAGAAAAAGCAAUCAAUCAGCCUUUAAGGCUGUUGUUGUGUAAUAAAAACCUUGCUUGACAGUUGAAGUACACCUUAACUUUUUCAUUUAAAAUUUAUUACUCUUUGAAAAAGGAGAACUUGUUGAGCAGCAUAUUUUCUUUUUUCACAGAUGUCUGAUUAGCCUGCAAUAUUUUGGUUCUAUUUAAUAUACUUUUAACUAUUUUUUAAUGAAUAUGAAUGUAAAAAUAAUGUUGAGUUAGAAUAGAAAUAUCUAACUGUAUGAUUAAAGUUGAAUCACUUAUAAAUUUGAAAAA
Molecule: messenger RNA, 9813 nt
Organism: Homo sapiens (human)
Lineage: Eukaryota; Metazoa; Chordata; Mammalia; Primates; Hominidae
Gene: AFG2A
Product: AAA ATPase AFG2A
Exons: 16
Coding region: 66-2537 (823 amino acids)
Biological process (GO): DNA replication
Cellular component (GO): spindle; cytoplasm
Molecular function (GO): ATP binding; protein-containing complex binding; ATP hydrolysis activity
Source: RefSeq, a predicted model, not a curated record